Blepharisma stoltei is the source of this 681-nucleotide messenger RNA. The record is from the annotation of a GenBank genome assembly. Lineage: Eukaryota; Ciliophora; Heterotrichea; Heterotrichida; Blepharismidae.
AUGGAUGAUUUCUUAAAGGACCUCGAUAAAGCAACUCGUGUAAAGAAUCAGCUGAAUAUAGACCUUGCAGAAAGAGACCGCAAGCUUCUAAAUGGAGAAGUCACUUCUAGGCUAGAUGCAAAACUACGAGGUGGCCUACAGGAGCUCGCUGUCGAUAUAGAUGGCCUGAUUCGCAUGAUUGAAGCUUACAAAGCAGAACCCUCCCGUUACAAGCUAAAUAACGCAGAUAUCGAUAAAAGAAAAGCCCAAGUCGCUGAACUUGAAAGAGAGCUCGCCAAAAUUGACGAAAAAACCAGGCAAGGCACAAAAAUAGUCCAGGCAGGAGUUGGCGUAAAUUUUAAACGAGAUGGCAGCUCGGAAACUACGGACACAAGAAACCUCAGCAACAAGGACUUGAGAUCAGCCCAGUCACAAAUGAUCAAAAACCAAAGUGCUCUAGAAGAUGCAAUUGUGGGUACCAGCGAAAAUCUUGUGGUGGCUGCAAAAAAUAUCGGAGACGAGCUUGACGUCCACGCACAGCUGCUUGAUGAUGUGGACAAAAACGUCGACCACAACCAAUUGAAAAUUAACAACUCUACUGCUAGAAUGAAAGAAUUGAUCAUAAAAUCAGCUGAUGGGUUCAUGUUUUGCUGCAUAGUCAUUUUGAUUGCUUUAUUGAUUGUUAUUCUAGUAGCUCUCUAA